AGCACAUAGAAUAGGUAUAUGCAUUGUAGUUUAGCUACGAAACAAAAACAUUUUAUUAGCCUUUGCGCCCAAAGGGCUACACAUUUUUUUCCUUGAUAUUCCCUGUUUCUCUAUAUAAUCUGUUCAUUUUGCUCCAUUCUUGUACUCCAUUUUUUUCGUUUCUAUUUCCCUAUAUAAUAGGGUCGAGAUUUUUUCCCCAAAAGGAGAAGCUCGAAAAACUAUAGAAAGAUUUUUGUCUUCGUUGCUGCCAGCUAUUGUUGCUUAACGAGUUAAUUCUUUGAGUUCACGUUCUCCGUAUACCAAGCAGGCGUACACAUUUUUUUUGAGGAUUGGAACAGAACUUUAUUUCUUUACUAUUAGUACAACAUUUUUUUCUCUAAGACCAAUUUACAAAACAUACGUAGGAUAAAGUUCUUUAUUGUGCUUGUUCGUUGUUAUUUCUGACUCCGGUGGCACAAUAAAUAAUCAAAAAGGAAAGGAUUAGUACCAAUAAAGGAAUUUAAUUCCAUAUUAUAUACAAAUAAUUUGUUUAGUUAAAGUCUAUUUUCAAUCCGAAACAUCCAGUGGGGGCAUACCGCGUUGCACUGUUUAUAUUCUGCCAAGGAAGCGAGAAAAAGAGUAGGGGGUUUCUUCUGAAACCAUACGUACCUUAAGUAUAAACAUAUUGCGGAUACUUGAUCACGAAACUGCCUAAGGAGGAAUACGAAGGUUAUCUGUACUUUAUUGUGUUGACACACACAAAUUAUAUUUCAUCACAUAGAAGAGUGUGAAACUACAGGCUUCAGAAACAAGGGACGAGUAUUAGAGCACACCCAUCGAAAAGUGUCAGGAUUGAAAAGAAGAAGGUAAUAUUUAGGUUGCAAGAAAGGAGAUCAUCGGAAAUACAACAACGAAAAAGGCAGAAAGAGGAGGAUGACGGAAUCUCUAGAAGAGGCAAUGCAGGUUGCAGAAGAGGAAUUUAUCUUCAACGAGUACGCUGUUGACGACACACUCGACCCGCUGAGUAAAUUAGUUCAGUACUGCCAAUCUGAUUUUUCUCUGCAACGGCUUAUGUUGGUGCGGGAACUAUGUGAUACAGCAGACUAUGCCGGGUACUCCGAAAGCACGAAGGUGAUCGUGCCGCUGCUUACCCAGUUCACUGCUGACGCAGAGCCUGCGGUGCGUCAGACCCUACUUCAACAACUCUUCCCCCUUGCCGAGUUCUUUAUUAAGGAUGGCGGAGAUAACGGUUAUGAUUACCUUCUUAGUACCUUUUUGCCAAUGAGCUUUGAGCUUCUCGUAGACAAGAACGUUGAAGUCGGUGCGGCUGCUCUACAAACUGUUGAAGCACUCGCUAGACUUGUGCGUCCUGAGCAUGUCCAAGUUCAUUUACUGAGUGUGAUCAUCGCUCUUGCGCAUGACGAGCGUGCCGAGGACUACCGAGUUGUAGCAGCGCGGCUUUUUAACGAUCUUGCGCCGGUGUUGGGUGAGGAAUACUGCACGACCGUCGUCUUGCAGGAGCUGGAACUGCUCUCCAACGACUCAAGUUUCUCUGUCCGUAAGACCGUAGGCGCCUGCCUUGGUAGGAUGUGCUGCGUCUUAAAAAACAGCGCUGAGGCCCAAAAGGUGAUUGUGUCUCUCUACUUAAAUCUUUGUCAGGACGACAUCUGGGGUGUACGACAGGCCUGUGUGGAUUCAAUAGAAGAGCUUUCGCAGGGGCUGCCCGAGGAGGUAUGCAUUGAGCACCUCCUACCUGCCUUCCAGCAGCUACUUGAGGAUAACUCCCGAUGGGUCCGUGACCGCGCGUACGGGGCCCUCGGCUGCCUUAUUCACACUCUCAAGAAUGAAAACAUUGAUCCUGAACUCUUGCAGCUCUACACCAACAUGGCUUUUCAGUCCGAGAACGGUGACUGUGAGCUGAGUGAGUACUGUGCUUAUUCCUUCCCAGCGAUUGUGCAAGCCAUCGGCCCGGAGCGCUGGGACGAGGUCCAGGACGCCUAUUGCACGAUGCUUAAGGAUGUCCAAUGGAAGGUGCGAAAGUCGCUCGCGCACUCCUUGCACGUUGUGGCGAUGAUCCUAGGAACAGAACUCACCGAGAAGAGCUUAGUACCUGCUUUUCAUCUUCUGCUCAGUGAUCUUGAUGAUAUCAAGCUAGGCGUCGUACUGAAUGUAGAGAAAUUUCUCCAAGUUGUGACCCCCAGCACGCUUAACGACCUUACCCCGGUUCUUUGUCAUGUCCCUCUCGAGAGCGAGAACUGGCGCCUUCGGAACGAGGUGGCUAAACGUAUCGGCGACGUCGGCGUGUUACUUGAGCCGUCCAAUCCGACGUUGAAUGUGGUGACAGCGUUAGUGCUGCGAUUGCUUGAUGAUAGCGUCAUGGAGGUGCGCGCUUCAACCUACCGCCCCGCGGCAGUGCUACUGAAGCAUCUCGCUAGUGGCCAGCAACUGAAAGAUUUCAGCCAGUGCAAUAAUUCCACGUUCAUGUCGUACCUGAAUAUGAUCGUAAGACUAGCCGACAGGAUGAGCUUUCAGGGGCGCCAAAUGUUUGUUUAUGUAACCCAGCAAGCUGCUGAAGUUGGGGCAAAUGAUGUUAUAGAGCAGUUUCUACUUGAUGGCUUGUUGAGACUGACCUCUGACAGUGUCAGUAACGUCCGCUUGGUCAUUCAGCGUGUUAUGCAGGAAACCUUUUUGCAAUUGCCAGCAUGGAAGGACCAUCCUAAGAUUGCUGCUAUCAUGACCUCACUUUAUACGCAUGACUUGGAUGAAAUGAAAGGAGAUGAGGAGGCAAUAAUGUUCUCACAUCAAAAGCAGCAGCAGGAUACCACACCUCUGAGGGGAACAAGGGGGGCACCUAGUGGUGAUGCUUACUCAGGGGUGAGCAAUGGAUUCAAUGUAGAUGCCGUGUCUAGUUCAGUUCAGAACGGAGUUUAUGCCGAAGAAUUAUCCAACGGUGUCGGAAACGACCAUUUAAACAGUGGUGCUGACAAUCGGGGUACAAACGAGGGAGCUGCGGUGCCGGUCUCGGCUGAUGCCGUAACAACUGUUGCAGACAAAGUAAGGGCAACAUCACAGGCCGCAUGUUGA
This is a messenger RNA of Phytomonas sp. EM1, 3063 nucleotides long. The record is from the annotation of a GenBank genome assembly. NCBI's taxonomy places the organism in Eukaryota, Euglenozoa, Kinetoplastea, Trypanosomatida, Trypanosomatidae.